AUGGAAAGCACGUCCUCUUCUUUUGGGAAGGAGCCAGCACGCGAGCCCGGAAAGAGUGAUGGCACGAACGUUUCAUCGGAUCCUGCAAAUGGAGAUGCUUCAACCACGGAUUGUGCCUCGCAUGUCGAGGUUGAAUCGUCCAAAGAUGAAAUAGAUGAAAUAAACGAGAUAUUUCAAGGGACGUCUUUUUUCGAAGACUCCUCGCUCGUCAGUGACACCACGCAAUACUUAUACACUGCUAAGUUUAAUAAGGCCUUCGCUGGAGAGCCGAAACCUCUCCGAGGAUCAGCGCCAGAAUUCGUUCCUAAUCCCAAUAAUCCAAAGUUGCAAUGGUGGCAAAUAAAUUUCGUCAGUGCUGGAUAUCUGAAGACAAUAAAGGAUACAGAGCAAACCACUACACUGCUACCAAAAACUUGCGACCAAGAUUCUGCUUUGGAUAAUCACCAGGCUCAACCUAUGAGCUUGCGAAGGGAAAGUUUCAACACAGUCCCACCACCAGCACAACUCCUUCCUACCCCAAAAAGCCAGCCGCAACAUGUGCACCCAAGCAAAGGGGGCCGUCAAAGAAGGGGUAGUAAGGCAAACAAGAAACACGAAGCAGGAAAUAAAAUGGAAGGACCAGCUACUGGAGGUACCAGUGGCUUCACAGACCCCUAUCCUUUUAAGUUCAAUCCAUUGACUUCACAAUUGAUGGAUGUGAGUGCCCCUCGGGACUAUGCGAAGUGCAGUGAGAGAUACGGCAACUGUGGUCAUUGUGCUGAUUCUAUAAAUUAUCGUAUGUAUGUAAAUGAUUAGUUGCUGGUGAGAAAUGUAGAGGCCGGAUGUAGCCUCGAGAGUAGUGUGGUUGGGUGGAUCCCAGAGUUUUAUGCAAUACUCUUUCCCUGUCUACAAGCUGACGAUGUGAUGGUGGUGAUCUCUGAUUUUGGAUGUCUGCAGUAAGAAGGAAGUUGCGGAUGACAAUAGGCGGACUCGAAAGGAAACUUGGAGGGAAGGUGGUAAUUUGAGACACCCACUUCAUGGUUGAGGCGUCAUUCUCAAUGGAACAACUUAGCAACAUCUAAUCCCGUGCGUGAAAUAUUCCUCCAGCUUUUGUUGCAUUUUAACCCUUUAAAUCACAAUGAAGAAUUACAUUGGGAGCCUACUUUUACUGUGCGGAGAAUGACCAGUUUCAGGCCAAGGUCGAGUCCGAAGGCACCUUUGGUAUAGAUCGAAAUUUCGGAUAUGGCGUAUGGGUAUGAGUUCAUUUCCGUUGAUUCCUCUAUUUAGCACCUAGUUCCAGUGGGAUCCAUUUACUUCCCCAAGUAAGAAUGAUUUCAGCUAACACUUACUCACAGCCAGUAGCUCUCAUGGUACAAGCGGUUGCCGAAUGUCUGCCGUCAAAGAUCGAAGAAGCCCUCAACUGUCUACAAAAGUAUUGGAAUCCAGAAAAAGGGGCAUUCUGUGAUUCGGAAAUUGAGCCUGGAAAGGAAGAGAUGUUUUACGACGACAACGUCCAUGCUGCCCAGAGUCUUAUCAGUGCUUUCAAAGUUACCUACGAUAGAAUGUUGCUGGAUCGAGCGAAAUCCAUUAUCACCAAUCACAUUAUGCCGACCGCCUCUGAGACAGAUUUGUUUCCAUGCAAUUGGAUAAUUAACAAGCAGAAAGCUUACAACAUCUGUGUUCGUGGUCGAGCAGCUGUCUCAGCACUUCGGAUUUGUGAAAUCGAAUACGACCAAGCACUCUGCGAUUUUGCUCGUAUCUCCCUGGAGUCUAUGGUUUUGUGCUUUCGAGAUCCUCGAGAUGGAUUGAUAUGGGAGGGAGUGAGGCGUAAUUAUCAGUCUGGAUUGAUUGAGGUUAGCAAGACGAUUUGGAGUUACAAUACGGGAUUGGCGAUACAAGGCCUAAGUCUUCUUUACAAGUUUACCAACGACAAUAAGCACUUCAUAAAUGCAUUGUGCCUUGCCAAAGCAGCGAUGCGUCCCGAUGGUCUACUGAAGGAUAUAUCGAUCCGCGAUCCAGAACUUCGCAUGUACUCGGACAGUUCCUUCUUCUUGCAUCACCUUCUCAAUGGCUACCUCGAACUUUCCAACUACCUGAGUAGAGACCACAAACUGCGCCUCAAACUUGAAAAGGAGAUACAAUAUGCUGCAGCCUUUGGAAAGGAUUUCUUCUUUGACCGUUCUGACAACCUUUACUUCCGUGGUAGUCUUCCGUACACAAUAUCCAACAGAAUGAGAAGGAGAUUCAACAAGAAAUAUCGCCUGAAAAAGAAACUAUGGAUCAACGUUCAAGAAAGAGACAAGGAAGGAAAGCUGUGCAAGACUUUGAUGGGAAAUGCCAGCUGGGCCAGAAUAUUUUAUUUGGCAGAGAAAACCCAACUACCACCACAAAAUUCCUCCCAUGGGCCACAUCACGACAUACAGCCCAAUUUUGGAUCAUCAAAGUUUUCAUCUGACGGGGAGGAAGGUGGUUCUCGGGCUUAG
Messenger RNA from Hymenoscyphus albidus, 2462 nucleotides. The record is from the annotation of a GenBank genome assembly. NCBI's taxonomy places the organism in Eukaryota, Fungi, Ascomycota, Leotiomycetes, Helotiales, Helotiaceae.